Messenger RNA from Mesorhabditis spiculigera, 1956 nucleotides. The record is from the annotation of a GenBank genome assembly. NCBI's taxonomy places the organism in Eukaryota, Metazoa, Nematoda, Chromadorea, Rhabditida, Rhabditidae.
AUGGACGCCACCGACAAACUGAUGCCGGGGCCCGAGGGGAAGACCCCAAGGUCUUAUGAGGUCGAUAAAGGGCACAAAACGGAGAGCUAUCUGACGGCGAUUCAGGGCAACCCGAUCCCGCCUGGUCCCUCCAGUUCCGGCAUUCGCUACGAGCCGGCUUCAGAACGCGUGGCCCUCGCAGGUGUCCCACCCAAGCAAAAAGGCCAAAUCGGCAUCAGCGAGGCCGAGCUGUUGCCCUAUCGGGACGACGCUUUUUGGGUCGCGCUCAGAUGGAUCCUGUUCAUCCUGUUCUGGGUGCUGUGGAUUGGGAUGUUAAUCGUGGCGGUGUGUCUGGUGGCUCUAUCACCUGGAUGUGCCCUUAGACAUAGUCUUUCAUGGUGGCAACAAUCACUCGUCUAUAAUGUGUGGGUCCCCUCGUUCCAAGAUUCGGAUGGUGAUGGCCUGGGAGAUCUGCAGGGUCUCAUCCAGCGAUUGGACAACCUCAGAAAAAGCGGCGUGCAAACGGUGUGGCCAUCCCCCUUCCUCCUCUCCGACGGCUUUUCGAAUGCCGUCCGUGACCACCAUGCGCUUGAUGCUAAACUGGGGGUGAACCAGCUGGCCGAUGGGUUCUUGAAAGAGGCGCAUUCUAGGGACCUCCACGUCGUGCUCAGCCUUCCACUGGCCACGACCUCCACCCAACACGAUUGGUUUCUCCGCUCCCAGGCCGCCAGUAAACCCGAAAAUAAGGACUACAGUAAGUUCUACUACUGGCUGAGCCGUCCGCCCGGUUCCACACCACCACAAAUGGUCUCCGUACAUAAGAAUCUCUCGUACAUCCACGAACCGGGAAAUCCGAAGGCUGCACUUUUGAAUUGGAAAGAAGAUGCCGUGCGCCAUCAUAUGUUUGAAGUCCUCUCAUCUUGGAUCAAGCGGGGUGUCGACGGAUUCCACCUUACAGCUGUCGAAUACCUGGCGCGAAGCGCCGACUUUUCCAAACCGGAUUGGCCGGCGAUUCAACUGAUUCUGAAGGACGUGCGAAAACAUGUGGACACCUUUGCAACGGAGAGUGGCAUCGAGACAAAAAUUGCCCUUUUCGCGACGGCCGAGGGGGCUAGCGAGCGGUUGAAGCAGGAAUUGGCCGCUACUGGACUCGAUACCGUCAUUAAUUACGAGCUGACGAACGUAGAGAAAAACACGAAAGUGUGCCACAUCAACGAGCAAACGGUGGCCAUCUGCGCGCACGAGAUUCUAUCGGAUGUGCUGCUCUUCCAUUCGCUGAAUCCGGGCGUCUGGCCGCACUGGGAGCUGUCAAACGGUGUUGUAUCCCGUCUAUCUGCCCGCGCUGGCUCGCGAGCCCACGCCGAACUGCUUGUCCUCGUCCAGCUACUCCUUCCCGGCACCCAAUCGUUCUAUUACGGAGAAGAAAUCGGAAUGCGCGACCUGCCGAAUGGGACCCAGGUGCCAAUCCAACGAGGAGCAAUGCAGUGGGAUGACACCACGAAUUCCGGGUUCACCUCGAAGGCCCUCCCCGAUGUUCCGUCAAACCCUGACUUCCCAAAUGUCAACUGGGCGAAGCAAUGGGCCGCCGACAAAUCGUUCCUAAAAAUGUUUGCUCGAAUGGCCAAGUUGCGACAACGGGACGAGACGCUAUCCCAGGGCGAAACAAUCAUCGGUCCACUGGAGAGCCAUCAAGCCUUCCUCGUCGUCCGAUUCCCGCGUGAAAACGUCACCUCGGGCAACGUGUUUGUAUGCGCCGUCAACUUUGGCGUGUCGACGAUCACGCUAUCCUUGGAUACACUGCCACAUCAAGCUGGACUACCACAAGCACAGAUUGUGGCCUCGACCUCGAACGCGGCCAACUGGAAUCCCCGUUCGCCAUUGAAUCUUCCAGCCGGCCGAGGCCUCGAUCUGCCAGCCGAUACGGGCAUCGUCUUCAAAUACCCAAUGCCUGCCCUCACAACUGCCACCACUGAUCAC